AUGACCAUCAUCGACAUCGACAAGGACCUCCCAACUCUGUUCCAGCAGCAGGCGCACGCGACUCCAGACGCGAUUGCGCUAGAGGAUGACACCACAAAAUAUACAUAUGGCGAGCUCAGCAACGAGGUUGAGUCGCUGGCAAAUCGUCUCCGGCAGUACGGAGUGAGCCGAGACACGCUGGUAGGCGUCUUGCUACCACGAAGUGCCAAUUAUGUGAUCGCCUGUCUGGCUGCCCUUCGUGCUGGAGGUGCAUUCCUGGUCCUCGAGCUCGCAUAUCCACCCGGUCUUCUGGCUGAUGUGAUUGACGACGCAAAGCCCGCUGUGGUCAUCACUGACCUGGCCAAUGCUCCCAAAAUCAAGGCCCAAUGCCCACUGAUUGCUCUCGAUGAACCAACGUCUGAGCUGAACGGACAUGCCAAAGAAGCUGCUCCUUUACCAGCUGAGAACGAUCUUGACCGACUGGCUUUCGUUUCUUACUCUUCUGGAACUACCGGCAAGCCCAAGGGAAUUGCAAACCCCCCAGCAUUUGCUGUGCAAGACCUACAGCCCGGUGACCGAGUUGCCUGUAAUGUUUUCUUCAUUUGGGAGAUGCUUCGCCCGCUACUGCGAGGUGCCACAGUUGUUGCUGUGCCCGACGAUGUCAGUUAUGACCCAGCUGCGCUGGUCGACUUGCUCGCAUCGAAGAAGAUUACCGAAACUCUCAUGACUCCGACCCUUUUGGCGACUGUUCUCUCGCGUUAUCCUCACAUCGCCACCCGUCUCCCCGAUUUACGAACACUCUGGCUGAACGGCGAAGUUGUUUCAACCGAUCUCGCUCGCCGAUCCAUCAAAGCUCUCCCUAAUACCCGCUUGCUCAAUUGCUAUAGCGCCUGCGAAACACACGAAAUUGCCUGUGGAGAUAUCCGCGAUAUCAUCGAUCCUGAGUCCAUUUAUUGCCCUGUUGGCCCUCCGCUGGAUCCUGCUCAUACAUAUAUUGUCGACGAAAACGGCGAAGACGUUGGUGUGGGAACUUCAGGUGAACUCUUCGUCGGAGGCGACCUGCUGGCUCGGGAAUAUCUCAAUCUUCCCGAGACAACAGCGAAAGCCUUCACCCCCAACAAAUUCGAUCCCACGCCCGGCGCCCGCAUGUAUAGAACGGGCGAUCUAGCACGCAUGUUACCUUCCGGUCUCCUGGAAAUCACCGGUCGCGUUGGUGCUAUGAUCAAACUUCGCGGAUAUUCCGUCGUCCCGGCCAAGGUCGAGAGCGAUAUUUGCCAAUACAUGGCUGUCAGCCACUGUGCAGUUACUGCGCAUGGAGAGGGUCUCGAGAAGCAAUUGGUUGCAUACAUUGUUCCUGAUGAAGCUUCCGAAGAUCGCCCAACAGUCGAAAUCAACGAGUCUGGCCACAGCCCAGCUGCUCGUCGCAUCCUCGAGCCUUAUCUCGCUCAUUAUAUGAUACCCGCCCUGUGGGUCGAGCUGAAGGACCUUCCAACCAACGAUGUCUCUGGAAAGGUCGAUCUGAAGAGCCUCCCGCCUCCCCGUAGUGCUAGCCCUAGCGGCAGCGAGAAGACGCUGGACAAGGACCCCAUCAGCAUUGGUGACAUUGCGGCCAUCUGGGCGAAUGUUCUGAAGACCUCGAAGUCUCUUCUUAAGCCGGAAGACAACUUCUUUGAUCUUGGUGGUCACUCUUUGUCGCUGGCCGACCUGUCGUCUCGACUUACUAGACACUUUGGCUUCCGCGUGCCCAUCCCUCGUCUCGCCGAGGAUACCACCCUCGCAGCUCACCUAGAGACUGUGCGUGCUGUCAGAGAUGGUCAUACUGCAGCAGUUCAAGCGGAUCUCCCGGCUGUCCUACUCGCCGAUUCCACCCUGGACGACGACAUCAAGCCUAUUGAAAACACAAAGAUCACAUCUAUUGCAUCCGCCGAUACAGUUCUGCUGACCGGUGUUACUGGAUUCUUGGGAGCGUUCCUCUUGCAUGAUCUGUUGGAGAACACAUCUGCUAAGAUUAUUUGUCUUGUGCGAUUCAAUGACCCCGAAGAUGACGACCAAGCUGGCGGUGUUGCUCGAAUCCGUCGCAACCUGCUUGAUUUGGGUCUUUGGAAAGAUACCAUUAUGGAGCGUGUCGAGGUUCUUCCCGGAAAUCUUUCUCGACCCCAAUUUGGUCUCUCGCCAGAGGCAUAUGAUGAUGUUGUUGGCCGAAUCCAAGUCAUUGUGCACGCGGCCGCCACUGUCAACCUCGUCUACCCCUACGCUGCACUUCGGGCUGCCAACGUCGGCGGAACUCGAGAGGUUCUUCGUCUGGCUUCUAAAGCUGGCGCGACCGUGCAGUAUGUUUCGACAAACGGUGUUCUGCCUCCGUCCGGAGAGAAGGGGUGGGCCGAGAGCACUAUGCUGGAUGUUGCGGAAGUUCCCACCAAGCUGCUCGAUGGAUACGGUCAAACCAAGUGGGUUGCUGAACAGUUGGUCCUGAAGGCUGGUCAGCGGGGACUCCCUGUGAAGAUUCACCGAUGUGGUACUAUCAGUGGCCACAGUUUGACUGGUUCUGCCAAUGCCUGGGAUCUUUUGACUGCUCUCCUCGUCGAGUCUAUCCGACUGGGAUUCGCCCCUAAUGUUGAGGGGUGGCGCGCCGAGAUGACCCCUGUUGAUUUCGUCAGCAAGUCUAUCAUUCACCUUGCGACCCAGACCGACUCUGUGGUGGAUCAAACGGUCUUCCAUCUUGGCGACCCCCGUCCAGUAAACACCGGCUCCGUCUUCGAGAACUUAAAGGAGCUUGGAUAUCCCACCGAGUCGCUUCCCUGGGACGAAUGGGUGGCUCUUUGGUUCGAGAAGCGCGGAUCAACCAAGGGCGGUGAUGGUUCUUUCACUGUCGACAUUCUUCGCAGUGGCAUGCCGACUGUCGAGUUUCUGCGUGGCAUUGUUGUGCUUGACAACGCCUUGACCAGACCUUUCCGUGAGGUUGUUGAGCGUCCCAAAGUGGAUAGUAUCCUUCUGGAAACGUAUGCUCGUCACUGGUUUGCUCGUGGCUGGCUUCCUCGGCCUCCUUCUCGUCAAAAUGCCCUCGGUCGCUCGGUGCAGGUCUCUGUCAAGGGCCCCCUGAGUGGUAAGGUGGCUGUUGUGACCGGAGCUUCUUCGGGCAUCGGGGCAGCAGUUGCAUCGGCGCUGGCCAAACAGGGUGCAGCAGUUGCUAUUGGUGCUCGCCGUCUCGAUGCGCUGGAGUCCGUGAAGACCAAGGUUGAAGCACACGGUGUCAAAUGUAUCGCCAGAUCGACCGAUGUUACCAACAAGUCGCAGACUGAAGCUCUUGUCCAAGCGGCUACUGAAGAGCUCGGCGAGGUCGAUAUUCUUGUCGCAUGUGCUGGUGUUAUGUACUUCACCAUGAUGGCAAACACCCAGAUGGAUGAGUGGGAGCGAACCGUCGACGUCAACUGCAAGGGUCUUCUCAAUUCCAUUGCUUCUACCGUUCCAGGAAUGUUGUCGCGCGGUCGCGGUCACGUCGUUGCCAUCUCCUCCGAUGCCGGACGUAAGGUCUUCCCAGGUCUGGGAGUUUACUCCGCCAGUAAGUUCUUCGUCGAGGCUACUCUUCAAGCUCUUCGUCUGGAGACUGCUGGCCAAGGCCUUCGUGUCACUAGUGUUCAACCCGGCAACACUUCCACCCCGUUGCUGAACAUGUCUACCGAUGCCGAGGCCGUGAAGAAAUUCGGUGAGCCGUCUGGUGCGAAGAUCCUGGAACCAUCUGAUAUUGCCAACUCGAUCAUUCAUGCCCUGUGCCAGCCGGAAUAUGUCUCUGUCAACGAGAUGUUGGUUGAGCCCCGCGAUGAGCCUAUUUGA
Penicillium manginii is the source of this 3810-nucleotide messenger RNA. RefSeq lists its product as uncharacterized. The transcript has 2 exons. The coding region runs from base 1 to 3810 and encodes 1269 amino acids. Lineage: Eukaryota; Fungi; Ascomycota; Eurotiomycetes; Eurotiales; Aspergillaceae. The record is from RefSeq and is a predicted model, not a curated record.